Effrenium voratum is the source of this 1485-nucleotide messenger RNA. The record is from the annotation of a GenBank genome assembly. Lineage: Eukaryota; Dinophyceae; Suessiales; Symbiodiniaceae.
CUUUGCUCCUUUUCGUUCCGCUUCGUUCCUGAUAUCAUGCUUGCCUGCGCUGGCCUGGGCUUGCUGGGCCUGGGCUUGCUGAGCUUGGCUCGGGCAGAUCAGGGCUGUGGGUACCAGUGCCGCAGCGACUCGGAGUGCGGAUCUUGUGGAAGUGCUGGCAGUGGCCGCUGCAGCUGCCCUGACGCUGUCCUGGCUAUCAGCUGCACCUGCAUUUCGGCGCCUUCUGGCGCACCUGAAGGGCCAAGCGAUGUGAAGGACAGCGUGUGGCCUCGCCAGUGGACUGCAAAUGUGGAGACCUGGACGUACAGUGACUUCUCCAACAGGACCUCACAGGCUCGCGGGAAGUUCUACUAUGAUGCCGAACUUCAGCGUUCCAGGGCAGACUGGAAGCCCUACAUCGAUGGCAGAGACGCCGUGCAGGUCUGGAUCUCUGGCCCCGAGGGCUCAAGGUACUAUGUCAAGUCGGGGAUUCUGUGCAUCUCCUUUGGCAUCAGCGAUCCAGGCAUGCCAUCAGAGCCUGUGGGCUUGGAGCGGGCGGACUGGAUGCAGCGAUGCCAGGAGCUCGGCUUUGCCAAGUACAUCGGACGUGAGCAGGUGCGCGUGGAUGGUCAGGACCAGUGGGCGGAUCACUGGUCUUGCCACGUCGACUACGAAAAAGCCAACCAGUCCAUCACUUUCCAGAACUGGCACUCCCUCGCACCAAAAGGCCUCCCUCUCCGCGUCACUGGAGGGAACUCAGCGCCCAAUGCUCAGAAGGGCUCACCUCGGCUGAACACGGCCUGGUACAGCAACUUCAGCGUGGGACCCGGUGCAACGAAACCCGAGGACUUCCAGAAGCCAAAUUUCGGCCUAUGCAUUCCUGUUGGUGAGCAGGAGGUGGAAGAAUUCUUUGGCCACCCUGCGACGCAGGGACACCUCUUUUCGGGCGAUUUUCACCGCCGCGCUCGAUUCCUUCCUCAUGCCUCGCCGCGUCAAGAGGACAUGCGCCGCGCGCGGCAGAAGAAGCCCAGCAGCAGCUUCCUGGGCAGCUCCUUCAGCCAGGCCAUGGAGAAGCUGAACGCAGUGCUGCUCAGUGAUCCAGCCUUGCAGACGAAGCCCUGUGGCUACCUGACCACCUCAGAGCUUCAUGCUACGCAGCGGCUGCUUUUUUAUGCCCGCUCUAGCUCACUGGAUGCAGUUUACCGAGCUGCCAGCGAUUCCCGGCAGAUGGUUCAUGUCAGUCCUAAGGAGCUCCUAGAUGAGCAGGAGCACUUCAAGCGUCUCGAGGCGGACAAUCCCGAGGUUGCAGUGAUUGCACGAGACGGAGCCUGCCACGAGGUGGUGAUGUGGUACAUCCAUCACCUCACCACCGAUGCUAGGGAGGCCGUGAAGCCGCACUUAGUGCUCCCGCUUUUGCCGGGCCACCACCACGGCAGUCCCACAAAGCGCUACAGCAGCCAGGUGAGCUGUGCUGUGUGCCACACGGCGCCAGAAGUGGUCGUGUGA